Messenger RNA from Fusarium sp. VM40, 4173 nucleotides. The record is from the annotation of a GenBank genome assembly. Lineage: Eukaryota; Fungi; Ascomycota; Sordariomycetes; Hypocreales; Nectriaceae.
AUGGCGAGUGCACAGGAAGCGGAACAGAUCAUACUUGAGCUGAAUGGAGGUUACAAACUGGGAGCCCAUGUCCACGACAACGUAGCCAAAUUGCUUUUCAACCUUCUCCUGCAAGCCGAUAACAAAUCUUUUACCAAGGCUGCCUUGAAUAACAGUGCACCUUCCAUCUCCUUCGAAAUCCACCCUAAGCACAUCAUUGUCGAUUGCAACGAAGAUGGUCUUACCAAGUCAGACCUGGAGUCUAUGUGUAAAACGACCACAGACAAGGAAGAGACCACCACCGCCGCCAUCUUCAAGUCGAUCGUUGCUGCAGCCGAAAGAGUUCACAUUCAAUCUGGGAACUUUUCGUUGGAGUUUAGGCACAAUCUCGUCGAUUCCAAGGACGCUGGCCUAAAACCUGUCUGGGCUCCAGCUGCCAAGGAGAUCCCUAGUCUCAUGACUCGUAUGACAAUUUACCUUCACGAUCAUGGUGAUAAAUCAGAUGUGUUUCGUAUGAAGCAUUUUCUCACGGGUCAGUUCAUGGACCUGAGAGGGACUUGUCUCCUCUUUCUUCGAAAACUUGAGCAAGUCACAGUGCGGCGGUACAUAGAGCACGGAACGUCGGACCCCUACUCCACAGAUAGAUUCUACAAGAAAGCUAUAGGACCUUCUCGUGUCUCCCUGGAAUGGUUUUCUGGCGACAAGGUGGAAAAGAACAUGGAAUGUCUCUAUUUCUAUAUCGAGCGAAAUUCGGAUGUUACCUUGGCGUUUCCACUUAGACAAGAUGGCACACCUCGGGAUUCCGAUGGAAAGAUCUUUAACAUUCUUCCAAUUCAGGCGUCCAACUACAACUUCCACAUUCAUAGCAGAUUCGAACUGGAUGGAAAACAGCACGCCAUUGAUCCCGAAUCACAUAGAAACCUGCUGCAUCGUGAUGAGGUCGAGAAUACACUGAUUCAAGCGAUUCAGACAUUCUGCGUCGAUCCCAAACUCCGUUACCACUGGCCACUUUUCCUUCCAACCCAAGCCGGCGGGACCACAUUCUGGAAAGGCCUAGAUGCCAACAUUCAUACAUGGAUUCAACGAAACCCUAUCAUGCUAUCAAGGAACCUAAAGCAGUUACGCCUUAUCCAUCAUGUGAUGAUCCUCACCGGUGGUGCGGCAGAUCACAACCACAACCCGCUGUUAGAUGAUCCAACCACCGACCAAUUCCUCUCGGGAAGAUAUUCACAACAGGCGAUCGACCGCAUGAAGUGCGUCGACACGAGGAUGCGUCAAAAGACUGCAAGCGUUGAGUGGCACAAAGAUGUAGCAAGUGUUCUAUCCUUAAUGCCUGAAAGCUUGCCAUGCUUCCAUAGGAUGAAGAAACUUCCUCUACUACCUUUGAGAGACGGUACAUGGGGCACCAUCGAUUCCGGACCUGUCUUCUUUCCCUGCACAGGCCAUGUAGAUAUCCCCGAAAUCGCAAACCUCAGGGUCAUUUGCUCUUCUGCAUGCCGCAUCCCAGAACGGUACAAAUUGUUCGAACUUUUAGGGGUCACCAGGGCUGCCGUUCCGGAAGUGACCAAGUUGAUUCUCGAGCGUCUAGAGGCUUCCGAUAAUCUAUCGCUGUCAGAGGUCAAAGGCUGUCUGCACUUCCUCUACCUUACGCGGAAGACCUCUAACCGCAACGAUAAAUCACAGACGAAAAGAAUAAAAGUUCUUACGGCGGAUAUGAAGCUAAGAAGUGCUCAUGACAAAGUUGUUUACCUUCCAGGCACAGAUCAUGCUUAUAGUCCCGAAAGCCUAUUAGGUCCUCGCGACGAGGGUCGCGCACUUUCUGUUUCAUUCUUGCACCCUGAUAUUCUCGCCGAUGCGCCUGGUGAGUCUGGAAAACCUUCAUUAGAUUGGAAAGCAUGGCUUUGCGACUUUUGCGGAGUACGUGAGCGAAUAACUCUCUUGUCACCAUUUGAACAAGAUCUAUCAGAUCAUUUUCUAUAUGUCCACAACCAGUCUCUAGGAAAAUUCGUUGGCUUAUUCGAGCAUCUGUUCACGCAUGAAGCAGAAAGGCUGGAGAGGUCCCCCGAUCUCAUAUCCAAGAUCAAUGAUCUCGCAGCUGGUCAGCUGUGCCGAGGGGGUUUCCCACUUACAUUCCGAGACACGUGGUUUCCUAAUCCUCACUCGGAAAUGUAUGUCGACCAAUACAUGGAAUAUCCAGAAAGUUUUCCAUUUCUCAAAUUCGAAGAACAUGCUUCGGUGUUCAAAGUCUAUGGUAAAUACAAAUCUUUGGCUAGGCAGUUCGCAAUUGGAAAGGGUCUAGGCGUGGACUUUGAUCUCGAGAUACUGAGAUACAUUAACAAAGCUUCCCCCGGGCCAUUAUCAGUUCGCCAAUCAUCAAAAGUGAUUGAUUUAUACCUAUCGAUCUUUGUAAAGUACCUUGGUUUCUUUUCCAACGCGGAAGUAGCUGCAAAGAUUAGGCAAGUACUAAUGUUUUUCGAAGGCUGUGGCAUUCUCGUUCCCGAUGCGGUGACGCCUACAUGGGCUUCCCUAUCCUCCUGCGUAUGGAAUGGACCACCUGGAAUGAUAAAGGUGCAUUCUCUCAAAAGACAAUACAUGAGCAGAAUCACAGACACUGAGAAGAGGAAGAAUAUCGAGAAGUUCCUCCAUGUGUCUCUGGGCAUACAGAACACCACAGUGGACGCCUUGAUGUCUGAGCUUAUAGAGCUACGGAGACUACAGUACAAGGACCCUCGUCGGAUUCUAGGCAUAUACCAAUACUGGAACGCUGAGUUGGAUGUAAAUCCUGAAACAAGAGCCCUGUUCGAAGAAACUCCACUUAUCUUUGCAAAAAGUCAGAGUAGCAUGGGCUGGUACAAGAUCCGUGAUUGCGUUUGGCCAAGCAAUACAUCGCUUGGUGGCAAAGCCACUCUCUCGGAUCUCUAUGUUGAUCUGAAAGAAUUCUUUGUUAACAAACUAGGCGUCGAAGAUUCGGAGCCAAUUACACCCUAUGCUGAACUGAAACAUCCGAGUCGGCGCAGUGUGAAAGAUAUCAAAGCUACCAUCAUGCAGCUUAGCAGCCUUCUCCGUACUACCACGGUGUUUCUAAACCCAGAGCCCAUCAGGAAGUCAAAGAUAUUCCCAGUAAAGGGUCUCAAUGGUGCCGUUUCGCUGUAUUCUGUUGAUGCAAACUUUUUCAUCAAGGAUACUUUACUUUACGAAGAUUGGCUCUGUCAUCUGAGCGUUUUGGACUUCGAUAUUCAAGAAUUUCAGCGUUUGAAGCCUUUCUUCAGCUGGCUAGGUACCGAAGAUCGUUACCUAUCCAGGUGUGUUGAAGAACAAACGUCACUUCCUAACCAUGUGGGAUCUCCCAUAUUGUCAGGUCCCCGAUACUUCGGGCGCAAGUCUUAUCACAUCUUGAGAAUCGGAGCAGCAUUCGGUAGUCCUCGCUUCUUAAAGGAUAAGCCGGGGUUUUGCAAGCAAUUAAGCAAUUUGCAGAUCAUUGAGAUUGAGGGAAUUACUUCUGUAGAAAGGAUUACCCAGAACGGUCAAGAGUUACAAACGCCUACUCGGGAAGCUUACUGUCAUUUUGUCGAGUCUCCUCAAAGACUUGUCAUCUACGUCCCUAAGGAGACAAAGGCUCGGGAGAUCUGCUUUCGCACAUUCUUACCAAGGAAGCUUGCAGGGUGGCUCAUGCAUCCAGAUGGUCAAAGGAAGGGUGACGUUGAUUUCGAGAUGGUCAACGCACUUACUUCUAUCCUUGCCGGUGACGGGACUUUGAUCGAUGAUAUAUUGUCCAGUCUUAGCAUUCCAAAAGUCACACACAGUUUGCCUGGUUGGGCUCUCGACGAGGAAGAGACAUACGGCGAUGAGGAGGAGGAGGAGGAGGAGGAGGAGGAGUAUGACUCCGAGUAUGAGGAUUAUAAAAGGGAGGGUGAAUCUGACGAAGGUGUUGAGAUGUGCGAUGACGUUUCCGAAGAAGUUGCUAUCCCUCAGAGUUCUCCAAAAACCCAUGAGACUUCACCGGAAGUUAUACCAUCUACACCCCAAGCCCCAGCCGAAACUGGACCUUCGCAGCCAGAAGUCGAAUUGGUAUUGCGACAGGCUAUCUUGCCUAAACAGGCUCAUACAGGUGAUGGAGACAUAUCAGAUCCAAGCCAGAUCAUUCAUUUGUCGGAACCGGACAGCGCUCCUACUCCUCAAGUUACUGCAAGUUGA